Molecule: messenger RNA, 288 nt
Organism: Microthlaspi erraticum
Lineage: Eukaryota; Viridiplantae; Streptophyta; Magnoliopsida; Brassicales; Brassicaceae
Source: the annotation of a GenBank genome assembly
AUGCAAAUUCAGACAAGGCCUGUCUUGUUGGUGGUGGUAGUGGUAAUGGUGGUUAUGAGCUGUUUCAUGGUGGAAGGAGGAGGGAGAGGGAUAUACGGCAAAGAGAAGUGGCUCCACUAUGAUCAUAAGGGCGAAUUCGUCACUUCGUCAGAGAAGACAGAGACCAUGACCACCACAUCUGGUUACUCAGCAAGAGGAGUAGACAAUCACCAUAACAUUCCAAGACAAAACUAUGGUAAUUGGGCUGGCAACGGAGGAGACGGUGGUGGAGACGAUGGAACCGGUUAG